This is a messenger RNA of Cavenderia fasciculata, 435 nucleotides long. RefSeq lists its product as uncharacterized. Bases 1 to 435 code for a protein of 144 amino acids. The transcript has 2 exons. Lineage: Eukaryota; Evosea; Eumycetozoa; Acytosteliales; Cavenderiaceae. The record is from RefSeq and is a predicted model, not a curated record.
AUGUUAAACUAUUAUAUCAUUCCCGAUCUAUACGAUUAUGACAAGAUUACACGUUUCUUUGAUGCCAUAUCAAAAAUUUUAAUCAUAUUUGUAUUUACAUUUUAUGGUAUGACAUUGAUCCGUGAAAACAAUAAUAUCAGCGGCUACCCACCACCAGGAGCUUAUCCACCAGGCGCUGCCUAUCCACAACAAGGUUACCCACCAGGAGCCUACCCUCAAGGUGCCUACCCACCACCAGGUGCCGUUCAAGGCACUUACCCACCACCAGGAGCUUAUCCACCAGGAGCCUACCCACCAUCACACGGUGCUCACGUUUCCUAUUAUCAUCACGGACAUCAUAAAGGAUACAAACACAAGGGCUUCAAGGGCUACAAGCACAAGGGUUACAAGCACAAAGGCUUCAAGGGUAAGAAAGGCUUUAAAGGUUUUAAAUGA